Molecule: messenger RNA, 955 nt
Organism: Uloborus diversus
Lineage: Eukaryota; Metazoa; Arthropoda; Arachnida; Araneae; Uloboridae
Product: ubiquitin-conjugating enzyme E2 W-like
Exons: 6
Coding region: 183-638 (151 amino acids)
Source: RefSeq, a predicted model, not a curated record
UGGACUGGAGAUUAUAUUUGGAGAGUUUGUAAUGUUGUGGAGCCAAUCUAUCAAAAUUUCGUGACUAAAUUAUUGAAAUGUCUAAUAUUAUGGUUUGUCUCGUUUCUCUAAACACUUCAAGUUUUUUUAGUAGUAAUUGGAUUCAUCAAUUUUAAGAAUCUUAAGAUUUUACUUAAGAAAAGAUGGCGUCUAUGCAAAAAAGGCUUCAAAAGGAAUUGUUAGCAAUACAAAAGGAACCACCUCCAGGCGUCAGAGUAAAUCCCGAUAAUAUAGGAUCAAAUUUGACGCAAUGGACAGUUGAUAUGGAAGGAGCUGUUGGAACUCUAUACGAAGGAGAAAAAUUUCAGUUAUUGUUCAAAUUCACUCAAAAAUAUCCCUUUGAUUCACCAGAGGUGACCUUCAUUGGCCCCAAUAUUCCUGUCCAUCCUCAUGUAUAUAGCAAUGGGCAUAUUUGUCUCUCCAUUCUGACUGAAGAUUGGUCUCCUGCUUUAUCCGUUCAAUCUGUGUGCCUCAGCAUAGUCUCCAUGCUUUCCAGUUGUAAAGAAAAGAAACGACCCCCAGACAACACUUUGUAUGUAAAAACAUGUAGUAAAAAUCCUAAAAAGACUAGGUGGUGGUAUCACGAUGAUUCUGUCUGACAUCAUGUAAAUUAGAAGACAUUUUAAAUUUUGACACGCUUCUAUUAUUAUUGAAGAUCUAAGGACAAAAAUUCUCAAUCCUGUAUAAUCUUGCACCAGGAACUCCACUAUGCAAGGAUAAACAAGAAUGAGAGACAGUUAAAAGCUUUUACUAUUAUUAAAUGAAAAUAUAAGUGCGUUUGAUGAAUUCAAGCAAUUGUGAAAUGAUCAAGUAAAAAAAAGCUAGGAAACAAUUAUCUAUGCAUGUUGUCCUUGUGAUAUUUGUUUUAUUUAAGUAUUUAAUUAAUUUGAUAAUUUUACAAGCUCAUUACUCUUGC